This is a messenger RNA of Cyprinodon tularosa, 5552 nucleotides long. It is a transcript of the gene disp2, whose product is annotated as dispatched homolog 2 (Drosophila). NCBI's taxonomy places the organism in Eukaryota, Metazoa, Chordata, Actinopteri, Cyprinodontiformes, Cyprinodontidae. The record is from RefSeq and is a predicted model, not a curated record. Bases 142 to 4587 code for a protein of 1481 amino acids. The transcript is spliced from 10 exons.
GAUGCUGCUGCUGUAGUAGAAGCCCCAGAAACAAGCAGUCCUGCUCCGACCCUCGUGGAUGAUUACAGCUGCUUAACUAGGCGGUGUUAGGAUGGACACAGAGAGAUAAUUACCUUUAACAGGAACUAAAUCAGGAGGAAGAUGGAUGCUGACUCAAUAAUUGGAGAAAGUACAGAUGCGAUAGUGGUGGACGAUUCUCCCAUUGAAGAGAAGGAAAUUCAGCAGGCUGGCCAGAGUUGCAUCCCGGUGGUUUCUCUGUGCCCCCCUGAUGGCUCCGUUGAGGCCCAGCUGACAGUCAUCCCCUCUACAGAGGAGCUCUGUGACAGCUGCAGCAGCCUUGGCAGACCCUCCUCCUCCUUCCAGCUUUACCAUCAAGUCCCCCAGCGUCUCCACACUGGAUCCUUUCACUCGCAGCAGAACCCUAAAUGCCCCCACUGCAGCCGUCACAGUUCAUCCCAACCCCACUGCUGCCACAGCUGUCAUUCGAACACGGCUUGUCCUCAUGGUGAUGGAGGAGUGGCGGGGAAAUCAGAGCACAGCUGUGGUUCUGCCCAUCAGGCGUCCUGUCAUGGGUCAGCAAGGUGUCACUGGCUGCACGGGUCAAACGAGAGCAGGGCCCAGACCAAACCCAAGCAGCGUCAUGUUGUGUCAGUAAGGACUGGUGGUCUUUACUUCAUCGUUAAAAAGUAUUCCCGGCUGUUAGUGGACCACCCGUUGGUGGUGCUGCUGGGUUGUGCUGCACUGCUGCUGGGAUGCUCCUUGGCUGGACUGUUUUUUGGCUCUCUGCCAGACUUCUCUGAUCCACUUUUAGGUUUCCAGCCACGGGGAACGUAUCUUGGAGUUCGGCUGUCCAGCUUGUCCAAACUUCAGCAGGAAACAGGCCUGGGGAAAAGUCUGUCUGCUGUACCACAGUCACUCAGCAAAAGGUCGGGCUUUGUCAGCAGAGAGAACAAUGACAGUCAGCUCGCUUCCAGAGGUCGUCUUAAAAGGAUGCUGGCUGCAGACUUUUCUCUGGACACCUUCCUCUGUGACUCUCCAAGCGAACGCUUCGCCCAGCUGGUGUUUCGAUCCGAAAACUCAGCCAGUCUCUGGAGCCUGAAGGCCAUCCACGCCAUGUGUGAGAUGGAACAAUCCAGGAUUCGCUCCCAGGCUCAGUUCCAGGACCUCUGCCAGCAGCCUGAGGGAGUGGAGGCAGAGGGAACACCGAGACGCGGCUGCUGUCCAAGCUGGUCUUUGGGGAAUUACUUGGCGGUCCUCACCAAUGCCUCCAGCUGCCUCAGCCUUACCUCACUACAGGUUUCAGAUUCUUUGAACCUUCUCCGCAAAUGUGCUCCGUCCUACCACAGAGGAGUUCUGACCGAGGCCUGUUCAGAGAGACCCAAGCAAGGCGGCUGCUCCUCGGUUCCCUCCCGCUGUAAACAAUCCCGUGUGGUGUUCCAAAUCCUGCACUUCCUCGUUGACAAAGAUUUCCUCGGCCCUCAGACUGUUGAAUACCAAAUACCGACGCUGAAAUACAGCCUUCUGUUCUUACCUGUGCUGAAAGGAGAACACAUGAUGGAGAUCUAUAUGAAUAGUCUUGAAGGAAGGGAUCUGACGUACAAAAACACAACCAUCACUGGGAUAGACUUUGGUAUCAAGAAGACACUGUUCAGAUAUUACUUAGUGAAAGAUUCUGUGUUCCCAGUGCUUGCUAUCAUAUCCUUCUUGUUCACAAUGGUUUUAUAUCUCCAGUCCUUUUUCAUAGUAGCAUUAUCUGUUCUGGCAAUCACAGGCUCUCUCCUUACCUCGUAUUUCUUCUAUAAAGUAGUUUUUCGUCUGACUUUCUUCCCAGUUGUCAACCUGGCGGCAGCUCUGAUCCUCUUAGGAAGUUGCUCCAAUCAAGUUUUUAUCUUUACAGACUUUUGGAAUCUGCAACAAACGCAAAACCCUUCAGCCUCUCUGGAGAAGAGAGUAAACAGAGCCUUACAGGAAAUAGGCUAUUUGAUCCUAGCUUCAGGCCUGACCUCCAGUUCAGCAUUUUUUUCCGGUUAUCUAAGCAGCAUCACAGCUAUUAGAUGUUUCUCUGUUUAUCUUGGGACUGCUUCUUUCAUCAGCUCUCUGCUGGCGUUAGUAUGGCUGCCCUGUUCUUUCAUCCUCCUUGAGCGCUCCAGGAAGGCCCCGGCUAUGCCUGCGGCGGUGCAAACAUGGAAGCCCUGCUGCUCCAACAAUCCAGGCGGCUUCUGGGAAACAAGUUCCCGUAAGAAAUGUAUCUUCAGCAUCGUGCAGAGGCUGAAGGAACUAAAACGAGGCAUUGCAGACACAUCAAACCUGCUGUUUCUGAAGAUCUUGCCCUGCGGAGUUGUAAAGUUUCGCUACAUCUGGGUGUGCUGGUUCGCAGUGCUUGCCACUGGCGGCACGUAUAUGUCCUGCGUUGACCCUGGCAUGAGGUUACCCACACUCGACAGCUGGGUCACCCAGCUUUUCCGCUCCAGCCACCCUUUUGAGAGAUACGAUGCAGAAUACCGUCACAUGUUUAUGUUUGAGAGGCAUCAGAAUGGAGAAGACAAACCUGUUACUGUCCUGCUGGUUUGGGGCAUCAAACCGACAGAUAAUGGGGAUCACUUUAACCCACAGAGCAAUGGCUCCCUGGUUUUUGACCCUGACUUUAACAUGAGCAGGCCUGAAGCUCAGAUCUGGCUUAGAGAUCUGUGUGUUAGAGUCCAGAAUCAAAGCUUUUACUCUGCUCAUUCACUAGAAAGCAAAGAUGUCACGACAGAUAAUAUCUGCCUGGUAGAGCAGCUGGUGCGCUGGGUAUCUCUCAGACGAUGCUCAGGAAGCAGCGAUGCCCUUCAUCUUUGCUGUAACAUCCCCUUUCCAUACCCUCCAAGCAUUUUUGAAAGCUGUCUGAAUAUCAUGCUGGCGGAGAAACAUGCAGAGGGCCACCAUCCAAGUGGUGGAGGACUGUACUUUCAGCCGGGCGGGCGGGUCGCUGCCCUUGUUUUGACUUUCCAGACCACCCACCUCUAUAGCUUUAACUUUAGCAGAACCAGUGGUUUUUACAGGGAAAUAUUAAUGUGGUUCAACAGAGAAAUAGCAGGAACACCAAGAGGGCUGGAGAACGGCUGGUUCAUCAGCCAGCUGUCUCUAUUUGAUCUACAACAGUCUCUAAGUUCAGAGACUCUGCUGGUUGCUGGCUUCUCAGUAGCUCUCACCUUUAUUCUGCUGCUCCUAACCACCUGGAAUAUUCCACUGAGUUUAUAUGCAACUGUUGCUGUUGGAGGGAGUGUGUUCGUCACCGUUGGCCUCCUCGUCCUUCUGGAGUGGCAGCUUAGUGGCGUCGAGGCUCUACUCAUAUCCUCGGCUGCAGGGUUGUCUGUUGACUUUGUUGUUAACUUUUCUGUGUCCUACAGCUUAGCUCCUCAUUCGGAUAAGAUAGGAAAAGUGGCACACUCCACUAAAAGGAUGGGAUGCCCUGUAGCAAUAGUUUCCGGAGCGUUUUUCUCCAUGGGUAUUGUCAUGUUACCUGCCACUGCCUUACAUUUAAGAAAAAUUGGGAUUUUCUUGUUCCUGGUGAAAUGUGUGGCAUGUGGAUUCGCAACCUUCUUUUUUCAGUCGCUGUGCUGCUUCUGUGGGCCACGGAGGAACUGUGGAAGGAUCACCCUGCCAUGCUUUUCAGAGGACACAGACGGCGUGCUGACCUCCUGCUCCGAGCCCGGUCCCUCGCCGGCCUCGGCUGCCAACGGUGCCUUUGCCAGAUCUAGAGAGAGGAGGAGUUAUGACAAAGAGGCAGGUGGUUACCUCUACCCUGACCACCAGCGUCAGCACAGACACAAACAGAGCGGAGGAGGAGCCGAUUUGCACAAGGGCGCAGAGCAGUACGAGCUGCAGCCUCUGGCUUACCGCCUCAGUGACAGCUUUGAGAACAGCACCUGCACCAGUAAGCUGUCCAACCGGCCCUCUGUGCUCUCAGAUGAAAUUGAGUUUUGUGGCAUAGAGGCGAGCAAGAAGGAUAUGGAAAAGGGCAGUGAGGAAAUGCGCAGUCAUCAGAUCUACCAAUCAGCUAUCCAAACAUCAUCUCCUUACAGAGAAAACACUCUUCGCCAAGCAGGCCUGGUGCAGGAUGAUGCGGCUACUGGAAAUCUACUGUGCAAAACCUGCAGGGGUCAAUCAGUUGGGGGGAAGCAGUGGAGCAAUACAUCUUACUCUUCCUCGUCAAGCAUUGAGGAAACCAUCAUUAGCCACACAAUGGAGACCACUGACCAGCAGUCUUUGUGCAAAUAUGAAAAUCCCACAAAGGAGGUUCGCUAUCAGCACCUACAGUCUCAGAGCACUUAUGAAGGACUGGACGACUCCUGCGAAACACAUCUGAGUGACAUUGAAGUGGGGUCUUCAACCCCCCAGCAGCCCGAUGGAGAGGAGGAGGUUCAGCUGCAGCCGGGACACCUCAACGGCAAGAGAGACACACUGAGGCUUUCACUGAAGGAAACGGUUUAUGAGACUAAAGACCGCAGCAGUCGGAGUGAAGAAGUGGUCAUCCUGCCCAACAGCAGACCGGACCUACCAGAUGUCUGGAUAAAGCGAGACGGACAGCGGGAUGAUGCAUGCUGAAAAAGUCGCUACCGUAGCUCCUUAAGCUACAUCUCAGUCCAAGGUGCUUAAUUUGAAGACAUCUGGUCUUUUUCUCGUUUCCUAAAGGCAUUUCAUCUCCCAUUUCCUGUUCUGAUCAUGUGGUAGAAAUGUCCAACUUAUAAGACGCUGUUGGCACCACUCAUCCAAGGUUAGGAUUCAAUACUUCAUCUAUGUUUUAAGGACUAUUUUAAAGAAGCAAUUUGCUCCUUGCUAAUUUUGGAGAGAAAAGCUGGUUGCUUUGAGACAGGAGAGGAUGGAGAGGAGAGGGUGGCCUCAAAUUCUCACAAAUCUAUUAACAAUUACGUGUUUAGUGUCACUGACUUUAACUUUAUAAACAGGAGCUCCUGGCUCAUGAUUCAAACUAAUCACCUUCAGGAAACAGGAGAAAAAAAUCUAUCUAUUAAUACAGUUUAAAUCUGUCGAGAAACUUUUUGCAAACACUGUGCAUUUGUUGCUCUUAAUUUGUAAAACUUAUAACUGUUUUUAUAAAACAAAUAGAAAAAAACGUAAGCUGUUGGAUUUAUAUUACAUGAAUAAGGAAAUGGGCCAACUGUAAACAUGAAGAAAGACAUCAUGUUUUAUCUAAUGUAGGUUUAAGGUCGUCUCUGAGCACUGGACCUCGUAGAAAAUGCUCCAAUCAAAGCCUGACUUUAAACCCAGCAGAGUUGAAUAAAAAGGUACCAGUUUGCAUCGGUGGAAAUCAAUGCUGUUGCAUGUCAUUAUCACAAAAAUCUCCAAAUAACUGCAGCGGUUGCCUGCAGACUGUGUGCCUAAGGCUUUUGAACCUCAAAAUCUAAAAAAGAAAUGGAUUUACAGACAUUAUGAGGAAACACCCACAGCCUAUUUUAUUGGUUUUCUUAGCGACAUUGUUUGUUUCUCAUUAUGUUCAUAAAAAACCAUGAAGGUAUUAAACAAAAUUAAAUUUAAAACCGAAAAGAUCUUAA